CUCCUGUUUAACUACACUUUUACCGUUUGAGUAAAACUUGUGCGUCUCAUGCCCCUGUUUCCUUUUUUCAUCCUCUGAUUCAUCUUUGUCAUCCUGCUGACGGGCUGAGUUUGGAUUCUGGCAGAGGGGCGGGAGGAGAAGGCAGAGGAGCGUUGAGCGGCUCUCAGAUGGAGCACCGGGGCUCCUGGAGCUCAGGGCGCACGGCGAAUCCGGAGUGAGUGACGCUGGUGGAUGGACGAUACUCACCGGUUUGGGCUGUUCACGGCGCGGCCAUGACGGGCACCCAGGAGCCAGACCUGCACGAGCAGCAUGGAGGGCCGAUGCAGGAGGCAGAGGAUGGGGAGGAGGACGGGGAAAAGGUACAUAUCUCAGUGGAGGAAGAAGAGUUGGAGAACAAAGGAGAGGAAGAGGAGGAGAUGGAAAGGGAAGAGCUGCCGUACCCCUCCCUAGCACCAGUAGUUCUGUUGGCUCUGACCCAAACCAGUCCUCCCCGCUCCUGGUGCCUUCGUGUUGUCUGCCACCCAUGGUUCGAGCGAGUGAGCAUUUUGGCCAUCCUCCUGAACUGUGUGACUCUGGGGAUGUUCCAGCCUUGUGGCCACACCCCAUACUUUUUACAGGCUCUGGAUGAUGGGAUCUUUGCUUUCUUUGCCGGGGAAAUGGUGGUGAAGAUGGUCGCUCUUGGGGUCAUAGGUCAAAAAGGUUAUCUCGGUGACACAUGGAACAGAUUGGACUUCUUCAUUGUUCUUGUGGGAAUGCUGGAGUACUCACUGGACGGGCACAAUGUCAGCCUAUCAGCAAUCAGGACUGUUCGGGUUCUCCGCCCACUGCGUGCCAUCAACAGAGUUCCCAGUAUGCGCAUCCUGGUGACCCUCCUCCUGGACACACUUCCAAUGCUGGGUAACGUGUUGGCUCUCUGCUUCUUCGUCUUCUUCAUCUUCGGCAUCGUUGGAGUGCAGCUGUGGGCGGGACUGCUGAGGAACCGCUGUUUCAUGGGAGAGGAUGUCAGAAUGCGAUACAACAUCACCUUCCUAAAUAGCUAUUACCGGCCUGAUGGCACAGAUGACCAUCCGUUCAUCUGCUCGAUGGAGAGGGAUAACGGGAUGCUUCGGUGCUCCGACGUGCCUCGUCGUCGUGUGGCCCGGACUUACUGCUCUCUGGGUGCUGAGGAGGCCCAUUCAGAGACUGGACUCAAAGCAGAUGGACCAGUGACAUGUGUAAACUGGUACCAGUACUACAACGAGUGCCGGGCUGGGGACAUAAACCCUCACAAAGGAGCUAUUAACUUUGAUAACAUAGGAUAUGCAUGGAUUGCUAUAUUUCAGGUAAUUACCCUGGAGGGUUGGGUAGAUAUCAUGUACUACGUCAUGGAUGCACACUCCUUCUACAACUUCAUCUACUUCAUUUUUCUCAUCAUUGUGGGCUCCUUCUUCAUGAUCAACCUGUGCCUGGUCGUCAUCGCCACCCAGUUUUCUGAAACAAAGCAGAGAGAACAUGCCUUAAUGAAAUCAGAGCAGCGUGCCCGCCAGCUCCAGCAAUCAGCUUCCACGCUGGCCAGUGACAGUCAGCCCGGGAGCUGCUAUGAGGAGAUCAUCCGCUAUCUGGCCCACCUGGGUCGCAAGGCGUGGCGGCGUCUCUCCCGCUGGAUCAUUCGGACUCGCCCACGUCUCCAAUGCGCCUGCGUCUGCCGUAAAGGGAGCGGGUCGGCUCGAGGGGGUGGAGUUGGAGAGAUGAACGGACUCGCCAACCGGCACUCGGGCCACGCCUCCAAUGAUUUAUCACACCUUCAUCAAGUUUAUCAUUUACAUCACCAGCAUCAUCACCAUCAUCAACAGCAGCAGCAUCAGCCUCAGCCAGAGCUGGCCAUCAGCAAUGGAGGGAAGGGGUUUAAUUAUCCCUUCAUAUCACCACUCCUCAGUCACCUGGAUGAUAAGGACCGGGACCAGAAGAGGAUGGUUGCCACGGAAACUAUCAACAGACUGCCACAGCUGGUACUCGAGCACAGUGGGUCUGCUGGGCAUCCCUCUUUACCUCUGCCGGGUGAAGCCCCUGGAGAUUCCUCUGUAUGUCCGUACUGCAUCUACUACAACCAACUCAGUGAACAUCCAGAUGAGGACCAGCACCAGAGAAACUCAUGCAACAGCGACAGCCCGUGUCACCAUGACAGCCCCUGUCAUGGUGAUCCACAGCGGUCUGAUCUAAAAAAAACACUCUGGGAAUGCUGUUGGCUGAGACUCCAAAACAAGUUGGAACUUAUUGUUGGCAGCAGAUACUUCAGCAGAGGAAUCAUGAUUGCCAUCCUCAUUAACACUCUGUCGAUGGGGAUAGAGUACCAUGAGCAGCCGCAGGAGCUGACAGAUAUUUUGGAGAUCAGUAACAUGGUGUUCACCAGCCUCUUCAGUCUGGAGAUGCUGCUGAAGGUGCUGGCUCUCGGGAUCUUUGGCUACAUCAAGAACCCUUACAAUGGCUUUGACAGCAUCAUUGUCAUAAUCAGUGUGUGGGAGAUUGUAGGCGAGGCUGAGGGAGGCCUGUCGGUGCUUCGUACCUUUCGCCUGCUGAGAGUUUUGAAGCUGGUGCGCUUUCUUCCUGCUCUGAGGAGGCAGCUGGUGGUGCUCAUGAAGACCAUGGACAAUGUGGCCACAUUCUGCAUGCUGCUAAUGCUCUUCAUUUUCAUAUUCAGCAUUUUGGGGAUGCAUCUGUUUGGCUGUAAGUUUGGCUUGCAUCAAGAAAGCGGAGAGACUUUGGCAGACAGGAAAAACUUUGAUUCUCUGCUGUGGGCGAUUGUUACCGUGUUUCAGAUUCUCACUCAGGAGGACUGGAACGCUGUGCUUUACAACGGGAUGGCCUCCACCUCUCCGCUGGCUGCCCUCUACUUCGUGGCCCUCAUGACAUUUGGGAACUACGUCCUCUUCAACCUGCUUGUUGCCAUUUUAGUUGAGGGCUUUCAGGCUGAAGGUGAUGCCAACAAAUCCGAGGCUGAUGACGAGAGGCAGUCGCUCGGCUAUCAGGAUGAGGAGAAGCUCAGAGAGCUCUAUGCUGCUGAACUCAAGAUCCAGGCCAUGAUGCUGAGCCCCAAUGGUCUACUGAACCCCAAGGCCUCAAUGCCUCACCCUGCUCCUCCUCCGCUGCCCGUCAUCACACACACCGCAGCCACGCCCACGAUAAACUCCAGCCAGCCCCGCCGGCCCAGUGGAGUUUCCAUGGAGGUCAACAGCUUGGACCAGAGAUCGCUGUCUUUGUGGGACAGUGGUCCUGAGAGCCGUCGCUCUAGCUGGACGAGCAUCAGUCGAGCACCAAGCCUGCACAGGAGAAGUCAGUCAGGGGAGAUGGAGUCCCUCCUGUCCGAUAUGCACACAUGCUCCACUCCCAGCAGCAAGGAGCAGUCUCUGGACCAGUCAGACCACCUACAGGUUCCCAUGCUGCUCUCCCCAGACUGCAACGGCACCACCUUUCACCUCCCGGAGCUCAGCAACGAGGAUGCCACGUCAUGUUACCAUACUGAUAAUGAAGAGGAAGAGACUGAAGAGAGUUUAUGUAAGAGGCUGAAGAAGAUGCUGGAGCCAUAUGAGCCUCAGUGGUGCAGAGAGCAUGAAGAGUGGUCGUUGUAUCUGUUUGCUCCACAUAAUGAGCUCAGGCUGUGGUGUCAGAAGGUCAUAAGUCACAAGAUGUUCGAUCACGUUGUCCUGCUUUUCAUUUUUCUGAACUGCAUCACCAUAGCGCUGGAGAGGCCUGAUAUACAUCCUAAGAGCUUGGAGCGAGUGUUUCUCAGCGUGUCCAAUUACAUCUUUACCGUCAUCUUUGUGGGCGAGAUGAUGAUCAAGGUUGUAGCAAUGGGCCUGUACUUUGGAGAAGGUGUGUACCUGCAGAGCAGCUGGAAUGUCCUCGAUGGUGUGCUGGUUUUUGUGUCCCUGGUGGACAUCUUGGUUUCCAUUGCAUCAACGGGUGGUAAUCGAAUCCUGGGCAUGCUGCGAGUCCUUCGCCUGCUUCGCACCCUGCGGCCGCUCAGGGUGAUAAGUCGGGCUCCAGGUUUGAAACUGGUUGUCGAGACCCUCAUCACAUCUCUCAGACCGAUUGGAAAUAUUGUUCUGAUCUGCUGCGCAUUUUUCAUCGUGUUUGGAAUCCUGGGAGUGCAGCUUUUUAAAGGCAAAUUCUUCUACUGCGACGGGCUAAAUCUCAGCAACAUCACCAACAAAACCGAGUGUCUGCAGGCGGGUUUUCGCUGGAUUCGACGGAAAUACAACUUUGACAACCUCGGACAGGCGCUGAUGUCGCUCUUUGUGCUGUCCUGUAAGGACGGCUGGGUGAGCAUCAUGUACGAUGGCCUGGAUGCUGUUGGGGUGGACCAGCAGCCUAAAAGAAACAACAACCCAUGGAUGCUGCUGUUCUUCAUCUCUUUCCUCCUCAUUGUCAGCUUUUUCGUGCUCAACAUGUUCGUGGGCGUGGUCGUGGAAAACUUUCACAAGUGUCGUCAGCAGCAGGAGGAGGAGGAAGCCAGGCUGAGGGAGGAGAAACGACAGAAGCGACUGGAGAAAAGGAGGAGAAGAGCUCUGGAGAAGCCAUAUUACGCUGACUACUCCCCUCUGCGUCGAUCCAUACACACAGUGUGCACCAGCCACUACCUGGAUCUCUUCAUCACCAUCAUCAUCUUCACAAACCUCCUCACUAUGAGCAUGGAGCACUACAACCAACCUCAGUACCUGGAUGAGAUACUGAAGUACUGCAAUUACGUCUUCACUCUGGUUUUCGUCAUUGAGGCAAUUCUAAAACUCAUCGCUUUUGGCCUGCGACGGUUUUUCAAAGAGAGAUGGAACCAGCUGGACUUAGCCAUCGUGUUGUUGUCUAUAAUGGGAAUCACGCUGGAGGAAAUAGACCUGAAUGCUUCCCUCCCCAUCAAUCCCACAAUCAUACGAAUCAUGAGGGUCCUCAGGAUAACAAGAGUGCUGAAGCUGCUGAAGAUGGCCACAGGGAUGAGAGCUCUAUUGGACACAGUGAUGCAAGCUCUGCCUCAGGUGGGGAAUCUGGGUCUGCUCUUCAUGUUGCUGUUCUUCAUCUAUGCAGCUCUGGGAGUUGAGCUCUUUGGAAAACUGGAGUGUUCAGAUGAGAACCCAUGUGAGGGUCUUAGUCGGCACGCCACCUUCGACAACUUUGGCAUGGCUUUCCUCACGCUCUUCAGGGUGUCCACUGGAGACAACUGGAAUGGGAUUAUGAAGGACACCCUGCGAGAGUGCCGCCCGAACGAUCGCCACUGCCUUAACUACCUACCUCUGAUCUCCCCUGUCUACUUUGUCACCUUCGUCCUCACGGCCCAGUUUGUGCUGGUCAACGUGGUCGUCGCCGUUCUGAUGAAGCACCUGGAGGAGAGUAACAAGGAGGCGCAGCUGGAGGAGAUGGAGGAGAGGAGGGAGAUUGAGGAGAGGAGGGAAAGGGAGGAGGCGGCCCGGCGUCUCAGCUGUGCAUCUGUGGGCGGAGACCUGGAGAUAAACGUGGAUAUGCCUGUCCAGGUGCAAGUGGAAGACGAGGAGUGUUCCCAUGGAAACCGGCGGAGGAUGGGACGCAUGCUGUCUCUCCCCAGCGACAACUACGUCCCGCCUCUCAGAUGCUCCUCUUAUGCUCCCAUUGGCCACGAGGCCGUCUGCGGCUACAACUACUCAGGCUCCAUGUCCUCUCUGGGUUCCAGUGGAGGUAGCUCUCUGCUGCAGGUUCCAGGAGCUCUUCCUGCAAUCAGCCAUGCUUCGCUGGGGUCUGGACGCAUCUCCAGGCCCAUCAUCUGGCUCAGCACCUCUCAGACCAUCGACAGGCACUCAGUACACAGACUCAGUCCAGCCGACAGCAUGGAGGGAUACAGGCUCAGUUCAGCUCACCGGACAAACAGGCACAGACUGAGCUCAGCUCACAGUAUAGAUGGAUACAGAUUCAGCCCGACCCAUCGAAUAAACAGACACAGACUUAGCUCCACUCACAGUAUGGACGGAUACAGGCUGAACCCAGAUCCGAACACAGACAGGCCGAAGCUGCUGUCCAGCCACAGUAUAGACAGAUACCCGUCUGUCAGGCUGAGUCCUACAGACGCUGAGAGCAGACGUUCUUCCUGGCUCAGUCCUGAGGAGAGUUUCGACAGAAACAAGCUCAGCCCCACCUACGUUCCAGAAAGUUCGGUACUAAAGAGACCAGCGUCCUUCCGCUCUACAGGGAGACAGUUAAGGAGACAGGAAGCUGUGCUCUGUGACUCUCUGGAUCAGAGCGGUUCAGCUGACGACCUGGCAGAAACCUGCCUCACUGUGCCCACAGCCUCCUCCUCUCCACCGCGCCAGCGAUCAUCCAGCGUGCACACGCUGAAAUAUUCCCACCCCCAGAGGGUGAUCUCAUGCAGGACCCACAGCCGGAGCCACAGUGAGACCACUACCCAUGAACAUGUACCUGAGCAGGCCAUCCGUGGCCCGCAGCCAGGAACAGAUGCAGAAACAAGGCCCGUCACCCCACAGGGCCCAUGCAGUUUGGAGGUCAACAGCAAUGAAUUUACUCUUUCAGCUCCGCUCCCUUACUCCAGAGUGGCCUGCCCUGGUGCUGCCGCUGGAUCAGACCUCGCCCCCAAGCUGGACAAUGCUGAUGAGGAGGUCGAUCUUAUAAACAGUUCAGUCACACAGCCUCUUGCUGGUUCCUUACAGAAGAGUGGACACCUCUCCCCGAGUCCUGGGGAGCACCGAAAUCGGCUCAGUCAAUCAGCAUCGCCUGUUUCAGGUAGGAGCAGGAAGCAGCGUAUGAGCCCGCCGCCGGGCGAGGAGCCAGUUAUAAUGGCAACUCAGUUUAUAGACAGCAGUGUUGAGCUGAGGAGGCGGACUCUAUCGUUUGACGCCACCAGCCUCUCUCCUAAUCAGCAGGAGGGGAGCUCUGUGGAUGACUAACAAAUGGAGACAAACAUUCAGCUGAACUACGCAUGAGAGAAAGAGUGGCAAUCUGAAACAGGAGGGUUUCCUGUCCUGCCUGUCACCCUGUCCUCUUAUCACAUUUACACAAUGUGUGAAAAUAACUAAUGAUGUGUGUAUGAGUGAGGAUAUCUGGAGACUCUUUUCUGCGUCACGCACAAAAAAAAUGCACACUUAAAGAGAAGUUUCCUUUUCUUCUAUCAUAGUCUUAGCUUUAGUUCAGGUACAGUCGUUGCCUCUUCCCGGCUAUAUUUACUCGAACAGUAAAACCUUUCUCUUGGUUGCUGUCCUCCUGUUGCCAUCAGUCAUCUUUUCCUACAAGCCAAGGUCAGAAUACAACACAUACAUCCUGACGCUUCUUAUAUACAGUGCCUUGCAUAAGUAUUCAUACCUUUUAAACUUUUCCACAUUUUGUCAUGUUACUAAACAAACUGCAAUGCAUUUUAUUGGGAUGUUCUGCUAAUAAAUAUCUGAAACAUGUGGCCUGCAUUUGUAUUCAGCCUUUCCUGAUUCAAUACGUUUUAGAUCCACCUUUUGCUCUAAUGACAUCUGCAAGUCUAUGUCUCUACCAGCUUUCCACAUCAAAACACUAUCCUUUGCCAAUUCUUCUUUGCAGAACAGCUCAAGCUCAGUCAGAUUGGAUGACUAGCAUCUUUGAUGAUUAUGCUUUCAUCUACACCAUUACAUUGUAGCUCUGGCUGUAUGUUUAGGGUUGUUCUCCUGCUCUACGGUGAACCUCCCCCCCAGCUCAAGUCUUUUGCAGCCUCUAACAGAUUUUCUCCUGGGAUUCUUUUGUAUUUCACUUUACCCAUUCCCACAGCAUGAUGCUUUCACCACCAUGUUUCACAGUGGGGAUAGUUUGUUCAGGGUGAUCUGACAUUUAAUUUUCACCACACAACCAAAACGUGAAAUAUUACUCUCAUAUGACUAGAGUCCUUUCUUCCCUGUUUGCUGUGUCCUCGGCAUGGCUUGAUGCAAACCACAGACAUAAAACUUCUUAUGGCCUUUUAACACCACCUUUCUUCUCCCUAGAUUCUUCCAUCCAGACUGUUGACCUCUUUGCUCCUACUGUUUUUAUUUUUCAGGUGAAAAUUGUUUUACAACCUAACCCUGCUUCAAACAUCUCCACAACUUGACCUGUCUGCUGUGUUCUUUGGUCACCUCAAUGCUGUUUGUUCACUAAUCUAACAAAUCUAUGAGGCUUCAGAGAACAGUUGGAUUUAUGCUGAGAUUAAAUUACACACAGCUGGACUAUAUUUACAUAUAUUAAAUGACUUCUUUCUGUUUUUGCACUGGAUUUUAUUUAGGGGUAACAGAGUAAAAGGAACUGAAAUAGAAGUGCAUGCCACGCUUUUCAGAUUUUCAUAAUUAAAAGGAUUUAUGUAUUGGUUUAUUUCCACUCCAUUGUUAUGUACGACUUUGUGUUGGCAUAUUUUAUGAACUCCCAAUAAAAUCUAUUUAAGUUUGUGGUUUUAAAUAUUAAACACAAUGUGAAAACGUACAAGGUAUGUCAAUACUUUUGCAGGGGACUGUAUUUCCCUAAGUCAAUGAAUUGAUUUUAUUUAGAAAGCACCAAUUGUCCACAGGAACGUAUUGGGUCUAAGUCAAAGCAACAGAUUUUCUGUCAACGCUAAUCGAUCAAGAUAAACGUGUCACAAUUGAGAAAUUCACACCUAACUAAAAUCAAAUAGUGGUUGAUACUUGUCUGUUGUUUUAUCAGGUGUUUAUCAAUUGACUCCACCAAAACAAAAUCUCCUCAAGUCUUUUAAAAGUAUUUUAUUUUUCAGAAAUUUCAGUGAAAAGGCCAAACUUCAUUUCCUUUCUUUAUAAAUUAUCAAAGCUAAAUAAUUUCAUGAUUCAAAAAUUUGACGCUAUAAUUGCACAUCGAAUGACUGAACCCUGAACAUGAGUUGAUGUUAAUUUAAAAAAAAUGUUCAGAGGAAAACGGCCUUGGAUAAACGUCUGGGUUUAAAUAUGAUCUUCAUCCUCCAUUUAUCUCUUCCGUCUUGACCAAUACUACCACUGGAUGUUGUUCAUUGAUUUGAAAAUCUGCUGCUCCUCGAUAUCUUUUUGAUUUUCUGUGAAGAACUUCCAUGACUGGAUACACCCAGUUUCCAACAGCCUGGAGAAUCGAUAUUGCUUUUUCAACCGUUCCGAUAAAAUCCUGUAGUGUGACCUGGGCUUUAGCUGUCUACCUCUCUUCUUUUUUCCUAUUCCCAUUCAAUUUGUUUCUUCACUAUUUUCUUUCUCUCCCCUCCCUCUGUAUGUCUAUGUAUUCUCAGGGUAGUAGUAGUUCAGACACAGUUGAGUGUGAAGCAUGUGACUAGAGCUCUGCAGAGUUAGAGGGCCCCCUGUUGUCUGAACUUGGAGUUGCCCCCUUUUUCUCUGUUUAAAGAGACAAAGCUGCACGCGAGCAGGGAGGUGACUUGGAUGGAGCUACAGAAGGGCUUAUGCAAGUUAUGGAACAAUGCUUACAGUUUGUAGAGAAGGAUAUAUUUUAUUAAAGCUGUAGGUGCGGUGAAAGAAAGAUGUAUUUCUACAUUUUUGAAUGUCAGUUUAUCAGGAUUAUGUCAGUAAGAGAUACACAGUGAGCUGUACAUGAUUGGACAGAGCUGGAAUAAAACCACUUCCUGUCUGACUUUCA
This is a messenger RNA of Girardinichthys multiradiatus, 9564 nucleotides long. RefSeq names its product voltage-dependent T-type calcium channel subunit alpha-1G-like. Bases 273 to 6899 code for a protein of 2208 amino acids. NCBI's taxonomy places the organism in Eukaryota, Metazoa, Chordata, Actinopteri, Cyprinodontiformes, Goodeidae. Gene Ontology annotation, biological process: calcium ion transmembrane transport; positive regulation of calcium ion-dependent exocytosis; membrane depolarization during action potential. The record is from RefSeq and is a predicted model, not a curated record. Gene Ontology annotation, molecular function: voltage-gated sodium channel activity; low voltage-gated calcium channel activity. The transcript has 35 exons. Gene Ontology annotation, cellular component: neuron projection; plasma membrane; voltage-gated sodium channel complex.